Messenger RNA from Ectocarpus sp. CCAP 1310/34, 624 nucleotides. Lineage: Eukaryota; Phaeophyceae; Ectocarpales; Ectocarpaceae. The record is from the annotation of a GenBank genome assembly.
AUGACGUGGGUAUUGGGAUGUUCGUCUGCAGAACGGCUAGGAUCGACGCUUUUGCAUCAAAGCCUCAAAUGGCUAACAAUUGAUUUGGAUACGGCCGUGAACACGGCAUCGGGGCCGGUCGCUCUGGAGCAGCUAUCGUUUGGGGACGAAUUCAACCGGCCCAUCGCCGACUUUGAGUGGUCAGUCUCCCUGUUGCAGCUAUCGUUCGGGGACAAAUUCAACCAGCACAUUGCACAGGUCGUGUGGCCGGUCUCCCUGCAGAAGCUAUCGUUUGCGUUAUCGUUUGGGCUUUGCUUCGACCAAACCAUCGCCGGAGUCUCGUGGCCGACCUUCCUGCACCAGCUAAGGUUUGGGUAUAAUUUCAACCAGAGCAUCGCCGAAGUCGUGUGGCCGGUCUCCCUGCGGUAUGAUUUCAACCAGCCCAUCACCGACGUUGAGCGGCCGGCCUCCUUGCUGCAGCUAUCGUUUGGGUAUCGUUUCAAACAGAGCAUCGCCGCAGUCGUGUGGCCGGUCUCCCUGCAGCAGUUAUCGUUUGGGUAUCAUUUCAACGAGAGCAUCGACGAAGUCGUGUGGCCGGUCUCCUUGCAGCAGUUAUCGUUGGGGAAGUUUGCAACCAGCCCAUAG